Myotis daubentonii (Daubenton's bat) is the source of this 2076-nucleotide messenger RNA. It is a transcript of the gene AMHR2, whose product is annotated as anti-Mullerian hormone receptor type 2. Gene Ontology annotation, cellular component: signaling receptor complex; plasma membrane. Gene Ontology annotation, molecular function: transforming growth factor beta receptor activity; ATP binding. Lineage: Eukaryota; Metazoa; Chordata; Mammalia; Chiroptera; Vespertilionidae. Gene Ontology annotation, biological process: BMP signaling pathway; protein phosphorylation; cellular response to growth factor stimulus. The record is from RefSeq and is a predicted model, not a curated record.
AUGCUGGGUACUCUGGGGCUUUGGGCACUGCUUCCCAAAGCUGUGCAAGCACCCCCAAGCAGGCGGACCUGUGUGUUCUUUGAGGCCCCUGGAGUGCGGGGAAGCACAAAGACACUGGGGAAGCUGCUAGAUGCAGGACCAGGGCCCCCCAGGGUUAUCCGCUGCCUCUACAGCCACUGCUGCUUUGGGAUCUGGAACCUGACCCAAGACCAGGCACAGGUGGAGAUGCAAGGAUGCCGAGACAGUGAUGAGCCAGGCUGUGAGUCCCCGCGAUGUGACCCAAGCCCCCGAGCUCAGCCCAGUCCCAGCUCCACUCUCUUCACCUGCUCCUGUGGCACUGACUUCUGCAAUGCCAAUUACAGCCACCUGCCUCCUCUGGGGAGCCCUGGGACUCCUGGUUCCCAGGGUCCCCAGGCCAUCUCAGGCGAGUCCAUCUGGAUGGCGCUGGUGCUGCUGGCGCUGUGUCUCCUGCUGCUGCUGCUGGGCAGCAUCAUCUUGGCCCUGCUACAGAGAAAGGCCUGCAGAGUGAGAGGUGGGCCAGCGCCAGAGCCAGAGCCAGAGCCAGACACAAGCAGGGACUGGAGUGCGGAGCUGCCUGAGCUGCCUGAGCUGCCUGAGCUGUGCUUCUCCCAGGUAAUCCGGGAAGGAGGUCACGCAGUGGUGUGGGCUGGGCAGCUGCAAGGCGAGCUGGUAGCCAUCAAGACCUUCCCCUUGAGGGCUAUGGCCCAGUUCCGAGCUGAGAGAGCAUUGUAUGAGCUGCCAGGCCUGCAGCACGACCACAUUGUCCGCUUUAUCACUGCCAGCAGGGGAGGACCUGGGCCCCUGCUCUGUGGGCCCCUGCUGGUAUUGGAACUGCACCCCAAGGGUUCCCUGUGCCACUACUUGACCCAGCACACCAGUGACUGGGGACGUUCCCUGCGGAUGGCACUGUCCCUGGCACAGGGCUUGGCAUUUCUCCAUGAGGAGCGCUGGCAGGAUGGCCAAUAUAAACCAGGUAUUGCCCACCGAGAUCUGAGCAGCCAGAAUGUGCUCAUUAGGGAGGAUGGGUCAUGUGCCAUUGGAGACCUGGGCCUCGCCUUGGUGCUACCUGGCCUCACUCCGCCCCCCACCUGGGUCCCUACUCAACCCCAAGGCCCAGCUGCCAUCAUGGAGGCUGGUACCCAGAGGUACAUGGCCCCGGAGCUCCUGGACAAGACUCUGGACCUACAGGACUGGGGCACGGCCCUCCGGCGUGCCGAUGUUUAUUCUCUGGCUCUGCUCCUGUGGGAGAUCCUGAGCCGCUGCCCGGAUCUGUGGCCUGCAGACCACCACCCUUCCAACUGGCCUAUGAGGCAGAACUGGGCAGCACCCCCACCACCUGUGAGCUAUGGACCUUGGCAGUGGCGGAGAGAAGGCGCCCUUACAUCCCACCCACUUGGUGCUGCUUUGCACAGUAAGAAGCCACUGGCUGGUGGGCUCGGGACCUGGAGAGUCUGGGCACAGGCUUCAAGGGCUUGUCUGCCAGGACCAGUCCCUCUACUCCUUCCAUCCCUUCUUCUCCACCACUCCUGCGCCAUGUUCAGCUGAAGCUGGGCAAACUUUCUCUGUAUUUCAGUUCAUCCUCUUCCACCAUACGUCUCACACAGCUCACUCUGAGGCUCACACCUCCCCCUUGCUCAGUCGUGUCUUUCUUCUCCCCAUCCGUUAGCCUUGUUCUGCAGCCCCUGCUUCAGGAAGUCCUCCUUGGCUUUGCUCCCUGCCCUGAGCACUGUCCCCAAGAUGGCUUCUCUCCCGGUACACUGGCAUCCAACCUUCAAUCCAAUCAUUCCUCGUUCUGUCCUACACAUCUGUGUUCCUAACAUGACCCAAUAAAGCCAGUUCUGGGUAUAAAAGGUUAAAGCAGUAGCCUAAGAAUGAAAUGUUAGUGGUCUGCACAAAUAGUUUUUAACAGGAACCCCUUCCCUGCUACCUGGUCUGAAAUACCUGGACUAAAAUUUCCACUGCACAAGUAUUGGCUGUGUUAGAUAACAGAGGCCGGAGACUGUUUGCAGAAGACCCUGUUUGCCCGAAAGGAAGGAGAGCAGUUUCUCAUCAACA